Messenger RNA from Cucurbita maxima (winter squash), 675 nucleotides. RefSeq names its product organ-specific protein P4-like. Lineage: Eukaryota; Viridiplantae; Streptophyta; Magnoliopsida; Cucurbitales; Cucurbitaceae. The transcript is spliced from 3 exons. The record is from RefSeq and is a predicted model, not a curated record. The coding region runs from base 12 to 503 and encodes 163 amino acids.
GUUUGAAAGAUAUGAAGAUGGGUGCAAUCUUUGGAAUCACUCUCCUUUUGCUUCUUAUGUUUGUCAACAACAUAGAGUCAAGACAUGAACCAGGAGAACGCUGGAGUAACGUGGAAGCAAAAGAAGAUAGCGUUGAAGACAAGCAACCUGAAAAUGAAAAACGGUUUGUCAAGGAUAUAGAACCAAGACCAAGUGCUACCUUUUAUCCAAAAGAGGCCGAAAAGAAAUCAUUUUUUAAAGACGUUGAGCCACGACCAAGUGCCACAUUUUACUCAAAUGACAACGUUAAAACCUUAGUUUUUGACAAAGAUAUCGAGCCACGACCAAGUGCCACUUUUUACCCCAAUGACAAUGUCAAGACUAUACUUUUUGACAAAGAUAUUGAGCCACGACCAAGUCUCACGUCAUACCCAAGUAUCACCGCGUAUCCUCACGAUCUCAACCCAAAAAUUUCCUCUACUGAUUGUCACGACGAAGCUGACAUACAGCUCACACGAGCUUAACGUCAUGUCAAUAACAACCACGGGAGAAGGAAGUUUAUGAUAUAUGACAGUAAAAAUGAUGGAGCUUUGAAGAAAGCUUAAGCUAUGAUCCAAUUACUUGUGGUUUGUAAUUUACUUUGUGUGUUGAAUGUAGUGUGAUUUGUGAAAUAAAUAAAUAUUUUGUGUUCAAGAA